GUUUCACGCAUCGCUGCCUUGCCAGAGAGUCGCGUCACCCAGGAUGGGCCCGAGGUGUUCGAGGGCUUUCGCCGGGCCGUGACGCAGGCUGCACGAGGCCGGGAAGCGCCGCCGAAGCAGCUUCUGGGCGGAUUAGACAACAAGGAGGCGGUGCUUCGCUUUCUCAUUAGCCUCCAUGAGGCAAAGAAGAUGUAUCGCAGGCAGAUUGUGGCUGUCAUGGCCGUGCUGAUGCAUGAAAAGCCUUGGCACAGCGCGCUGUGCCAAGAUGAAGGCCUGCGCCAGCGACUUCCCAGUGAUCUCCAGGCAGCCGUGGACGAGGGCCCGGCAGACGACGAGGAAGCCGGAGAGGCUGAAGAGGCUGAGGCGGCAGAUGAACCUCAGCCCGAGGAAGCCUUGCAGACGCGUCGAUCCUCGAGGAUCGUCCGGUCCUGCGCCUCGCUGGCGGCAGCCACCGAAGCCUUACGCCGACUAGGCUUCAGUUCCAUGGACACUGAUGCUGCAAUCGAUGCCUUCACGCUGCUGAACCGCGCGGUGCUGUGGGUUGUGCAAAGCCCUGAGACAGAGGACGACGAGGUGCUCUCCCAAUUGGAGGACAAGGAGAAAGUCCUGGAGUUCCUGGCAGACUUCCACGACCGCAAGCCGAAGCACCGGGCUCGCGUGACGGGCCUCUGCGUGCGGCUCAUGGAGUUCGAGUCUUGGAGGGAGGCCGUGCUGGCAACCAGCCCAUCCGUAGCUGCGACGAUCAGCGGAAUGACUGGGCUGCCCGUGACAACGCCCCAGGCGGUUGCGGUGAAUCUCGCUACAGCCGCCGAGCUGGCAGCGUCUCGCGGUGCAGUCGGUGCCCUCUACAUCCGCAUCCUCCGGGCGAGUAAGCUGCCAGCCACCAGCGCGCAGCAUUCGGCUCCAUUUGUGCGGGUCACUGUGGCUGAGCGGUUCCAGCGCACGGAAAGCUCCGAAGAGGCGCAGAACCCUCGAUGGGAUGCCGCUCCUUUCGUCUUCGAGGUCGCCUCUAAGAGCCUGGACCUUCUGCUGGAAGUUCAGAGCUGCGACGUGACCGGAGAUGAAGCCAUCGGCUCCUACCGGGUGCCGAUUUCGGAGGUGGCCGUGGGGCCGGCGCCCAAACUGAUGAAGGUAGCCCUCGCUGGUGGUGCCGGGGGGGAGCUGGAGUACGAGGCACUCUUCCAGCCCGUCGAAGAUGGGCCAACAGCCUCGGAUGAAGGCAAGAAAGGCCACGGCGGCUACAAGCGCGGCACGCAGGGCACACAGUCGGUGGUUGCAGGUCUCACCGCGGCUAUCUGGGAUAUGGACAAGGCCCAUGUACAGGACGGCAGCAGCUGGAUCGUGUCUGGAGCUGGUCAGGGCUCAUUCCUAGUGCAGGCUCAGAAAGGCUUGGUUUGUCCAGCUGGGCAUCCCAUCGACAAGCGCAAGGAAGGUAUGUCUUGGCGCCAGAGUCUGCUCCAUGGCGACACGAGAGACUGUGACUUCUGCCAUCGUGAGAUUCACCGCGCAGAGACCCGAUGGCGCUGCUUCUACCACUGCGACUUUAACGUUUGCGACUCUUGUUACACCAAGAGAAGCUCGGAAACCGAGGCUUGA
This is a messenger RNA of Symbiodinium natans, 1596 nucleotides long. Lineage: Eukaryota; Dinophyceae; Suessiales; Symbiodiniaceae. The record is from the annotation of a GenBank genome assembly.